This is a messenger RNA of Daldinia caldariorum, 1299 nucleotides long. RefSeq lists its product as uncharacterized. The record is from RefSeq and is a predicted model, not a curated record. NCBI's taxonomy places the organism in Eukaryota, Fungi, Ascomycota, Sordariomycetes, Xylariales, Hypoxylaceae. The coding region runs from base 1 to 1299 and encodes 432 amino acids. Gene Ontology annotation, molecular function: protein binding. The transcript is spliced from 4 exons.
AUGGCUGGCCCCGCGUCUCCCAACGAAGGUCCUACGUUCGAACCACCCCAACUCCCUCCCGGAUGGAUAGCUCAGUGGGAUGGUGCAAGCAAAAAAUAUUACUACGUUCAACUCUCGACAGGUGUUUCCCAAUGGGAGACCCCAACGCAAGCUGCGCCGGGAAACACGCCUGCUCAAGUCAAUGAGCACCCGUACGGAAUACCUGGCCAACAAGAACUCAUUACACACCCGGAUGGCACACAAACUGUGAAACAUCCAGACGGCCGUAUGGAACCCGUAUUGCCGACCGAGAAUACUCGAGGAUUCGAUGGGCCGUCUGGCGACAGGGGACUCGGUAGUUUUGCAGCCAACACGUUACUUAGUCAGUUCUCGGGAGGCCAUGGAAAGCCGCAGAGCGGUAGUAGUCAUGGAUCAAGUGGCCUUGGAGGUCUUGCUGGCCAACUAAUUGGCGGCCUCAGCGGGAGCCACGGUAGCAGCCACGGAAGUUCUUCUGGUGGACAUAGCGGAGGUGUUCCUAGCCAGCUCGUUGGUCAACUUGCAUCAAACCUAUUUUCCUCCGGCAGCAAGCCUCAGAAACCGCAGGAUUAUCAUGGAGGACAGUCGCACCAACCACAGUCCUCAGGCGGUCACUCAGGAGGGCACUCGGGUGGCCUUGCUGGCUCUGUGAUGGGAGGUGUUGCAAAUAUAUUCGGGGGAGCGCAUCAACCAGGUCAGAACUAUGGUUAUUCGAAUUCGGGCCAUGCAGGCGGAUACAAUGGCCAGGCUCCUCCGACGUCUUAUCAACCCCCGAGUGCAUCAACGCCGGCGUAUAGCGCUCCGUCUCAUCAACAGAGCUCUCCUUCAUAUCACGCUCCUUCUGGUCAACAUGGAACACCACAAUAUCCCCCUCCACCUGGCCAGCAUGCCGCAACGUCAUAUCCUCCGCCUCCCGGCCAGGUGGUAGGACACCAAAAUCCCUCUUACCAUAGCCCGCCGCCUACUUCGCAGCAUCAAAACCCAUCUUAUGGUGGUGGCCCACCUUCGGCCCAUUCAAGUUAUGGACAUAGUCCAACCCCUCAAGCAAAUAUCUAUUCACAACAACCACAAUACACGUCACCACCGCCACAUCAACCCCCAUACAGCAGCCACCAACAGUACCCCCCGCCUCCGUCCACAUAUGGUAAUCGACCGUACAAUGUGUCACCUCCAUCUUCGGGCCCCCAUGGGUACGCGGGACAACCCUCAUAUGCAAAUGCUGGACCGCCAGUUCCUUCAGGGACACAUCCCCAUGCUCAGUCUGGAUAUCCAGGUACUUGGUAA